Molecule: messenger RNA, 1358 nt
Organism: Lolium perenne
Lineage: Eukaryota; Viridiplantae; Streptophyta; Magnoliopsida; Poales; Poaceae
Source: RefSeq, a predicted model, not a curated record
UGAAAAUAUUAUUCCCUUAAUUUCAUUCGGCUUAUAAAUAUUAUUUUUUGUUCUUUGUCAAAAAAUAUAAUCAUUUUUAGUACAGGGAUAGAACUUCUGGAAUAUUUAUCACAUGAUGAACACAUCUUGCUUUUAUUGCAUCAUUCGCGGAUUCUUAUUGUUAGGAUACUCGUAUUUAUAGUUGCGGCAGUGACAUAAGUAUGGAAAACUUAGGUGGAGUGUAUUUCUGACAGUUUUCUUAACCUUCAGCACCUUCUAGGCACCUGAAAUUUCUUCUGAUGGGGAUAUUUGUGAGUCUAAUCUUUUCUGUGAUUCGUGUGCAAUGAUGUGUUAUUUUUGCAGGCGGCUGCAUUUAGAUACCAACAAAAAAGAAAAAUUUGGAUAGGGUAUUUACAAAAAUGCGCGGUGAAUUGGAGAAUAUCGUAAUAUUAUCAGGAGGCGGUGUACGUGAAGAUUCUAUGGACAAUUAUGGCCCGCACAUUUUGACUGAUGAGGUGUUGGAAGUAAUAGAAGGAGCAAAUGGCACACCGGUGCUCCUCAUCACCUCCAGUGACGGGCGCUUGUCGGCAAUAGCUAUGAACGGAGUUCAGACCAUGCAGCCCACCACCAAUGAAGUCAAUGGCUCUACCGAAAAAAAAUUACAGGAUUUCCGUGCAUGGAUGUUGCUUAUAAUGUCACUGAUCGCCACUGUCACUUUCACCGCGGGGCUCACCCCACCUGGUGGUUUCUGGUCCGAAGACAAAGACGGGAAUGAAGCUGGCACCUCAAUUAUGCGCAAAAAAUUCCCUACAAGGUGGGCAUGGUAUCACGGCACCAACACGAUGGCCUUCUGCUCAUCCUUGAUGACCAUUGCAACGCUCGCUAUAAACUUUGGUAACAAGAAGGCCGCUGCCUUAAGAUCUAACGUGUUCCCAAGUCUUGUAUCUAGUUGUUUCAUGUCGCUGGCAGGUAGUUACAUCAGCGGCACGUGGGAGAACCGACGAUCAGGUGUCUCUACUAUUAUUGCUUUUGUGCUUGUCCUUGUCUACAUACCAUCCUUGCAAUUGUUUGUAACUUGGCGUGCCUCGUGCCGAACUGGCGAGCAACCCACGGAUACGAAUAAUUUGUAAGGAAGAAGAUGCUACGGAAGGAAUCAACAACAAGUAUCCGUGCAGGUUCGACAGCGUGCAACCUGCAAACUCAUAUUGUCGUGGAGAAAACAUGGAUCAUUAUGUUACUGGUAUCCUAUGACUCUUGUUUUGUGCUUGUAAUAAGUGUUCUAGGUACGUACCUAUUUGUAAACACGUGAGAACCCUUGGGUUCGCUACUCAUUUGUAACUCCUAUGUUGACACGUGAAGCGUGUAAUUUGAAUCCUCUA